Coffea arabica (coffee) is the source of this 2393-nucleotide messenger RNA. RefSeq names its product apyrase 2. Gene Ontology annotation, biological process: nucleoside diphosphate catabolic process. The record is from RefSeq and is a predicted model, not a curated record. Gene Ontology annotation, molecular function: nucleoside diphosphate phosphatase activity. Gene Ontology annotation, cellular component: membrane. Lineage: Eukaryota; Viridiplantae; Streptophyta; Magnoliopsida; Gentianales; Rubiaceae.
GCCAUUUUGAAAUGUGGAAAUUUGUGAGUGGUUGCUUGCAAUUGCAUGAGAUUUGCGCAGUAUCAGCCGUAUCCACCCCCUCCGCCUUCCCCCCCUCCCCUAUUAACAUCCUGAAGGUGGGUGGCGGUGCUAUAUAAGCAAAGGGAUAGUGUUUGUGGAGGAAGGAAAGAUCGCUUUCUGUCAGAUCCGAUCAACUUCCUCUGAGAGAGGGGGAGAGGUGAGAGGAGGAGGCCGGUUUCAUCAAUCCAUCUGUUGAAUUGGUUAUAAAUUACUAUAACAUACAGAGGUAAUUUGGCUGCUACAGUAGUAUUUUUCUGUUUGAAAAACACUACUAGUAGUCGAUCAAAUUGAGUACUACUGACUCUUCCAAAUCAUUGCUGAAUUCAGUUGAUUGAUCUGAUCAAAAAAUAAAUAAAUAAAAGAAAGUGGCAAUCUUUCCACUUGGGGGGCUUGGGAGUACGGAUACGUACUCCUCUGAUUGUCAAUCAUCUCAUCAGGAAAAGAAGAAGAUCAAGGAGGAGGAGGAAAGGAUAGAAGUGCAUUAUUAUUAUUUAUCAUUUUUUUCUCUCAACAUACGUCGUCCCCUUAAUUAAUUAAAAGGGAGAAAAAAAGGAUUGGAAGAGCUGGAGUCGGUGCAAGGUAAUCAGGCAGCGGGCGGAAACGGUCAGAUCCGAUACCGGUCUCCAUCGGCCGCGGAGCUUUUGGAUGCGCAGACGCAGCAGCAGCAGCAGCAGCAACCGCAGCACCACCUGGACAACAACAACGGCAGCUCCACUCCAAUGGAGAAGAUGCUAAAACGGAACAGGCAGCAGCAGCCUGAUUACUAUUAUCAUUCCCUUUUGGACAAGAUCCAGAGUUUUCACCCAUGAAUGCCAAUGACAAUGCCAACGCGCGCUCCUACGCUGUCAUCUUCGACGCUGGCAGCUCUGGCAGUCGGGUUCACGUCUUCUGCUUUGACUCCCACCUGGAUCUUGUCCCCAUCGGUAAAGAUCUUGAACUUUUCGAACAGAAAAAACCGGGUCUCAGUGCAUUUGCGAAUGACCCGGAAGCUGCAGCCAAUUCCUUGCAGGAGCUUCUCCAGAAGGCCGAAGCUGUUGUUCCCCCAGAAUUGCGUCAAAAAACACCGGUCAGGGUUGGGGCAACUGCAGGUCUAAGGCAACUGGAAGGAGAUGCCUCUGACAGGAUUUUGCAAGCGGUUAGGGACUUUUUAAAGAACAAAAGCAGCCUCACGUCAAAGGCAGAUUGGGUCACAGUUAUUGAUGGCAAUCAGGAAGGUGCUUAUCAGUGGGUGACCAUCAACUAUCUCUCAGGGAAAUUGGGAAAAAAAUAUUCCCGUACUGUCGGCGUGGUGGAUCUUGGUGGUGGAUCUGUCCAAAUGGCUUAUGCUAUCUCAGAAUCAGAUGCUGCGAAGGCUCCAAAAUUACCAGAUGGAGAGGAUGCCUAUGUCCAGGAAAUGUAUCUGAAGGGGACAAAAUAUUACCUUUAUGUGCACAGUUACUUGCACUAUGGCUUACUAGCAGCUCGUGCUGAGAUAUUGAAGGCUGGUGUAGAAUCCAGUAAUCCAUGCAUCUUGGCAGGCUUUGAUGAGUCUUACAAAUAUGGAGGGAAAGAAUAUCCAUCGUCUGCGUCACCAUCUGGUUCCAAUUUUAAUGGAUGUAGGGAAGUAGCUCUUAAAGCUCUCAAAGUAAAUGAUUCAGCGUGCACCCACAUGAAAUGCACAUUUGGUGGGGUAUGGAAUGGUGGAGGUGGGGAUGGUCAAAAGAAUCUCUUUGUUGCAUCAUUUUUCUUCGACAGAGCUGCUGAGGCUGGUUUUGUUGAUCCACAUGCUCAUGUUGCAAAAGUUCAUCCAGUUGAUUUUGAGGAAGCUGCUAAGCGUGCUUGUCAAACCAGGCUUGAAGAUGCCAAAUCUACAUAUUCUCGUGUGGAGCCUAAUAACCUACCGUACUUGUGCAUGGAUCUUGUGUAUCAGUUCACCUUGCUUGUAGAUGGGUUUGGCCUUGAUCCUUGGCAGGAGAUUGCUUUGGUGAAAAAAGUUGAGUACAAAAAUUCCUUAGUUGAAGCGGCGUGGCCACUUGGUAGUGCAAUAGAAGUUGUGUCAUCUUUGACAUAACCACCGCAGAGAGUUGAUUGCAGCAGUUUGUGAUUCUCUUGCUUAAAUUUCAUCAUAAUGGGUGUCUACAGUUCAAAAUCGCUUUGUGCUUCUCGCUAGAAAUCCUUCCAUGACAAAAUGAGAGCAAGUUUUGUAUUGACAUAUUGAAUAAUGACUACUACUUCCCCAUUGAUGUAAUGUUUUCUGAUAGUGAAACAUGGGAAUCUGAUACACGACUUAUAAAGAUAGUGGAAUAUUUUAGGGAAGAAAAAAAAAAAGAAACUCAGUAUUGAUCCUGAAUUCU